UAAACAACUGAUUUACUGACAACGGACAAAAUGCUGGAAGCACAUCCAAAAACUCAUCUGCAAUUAAAAUUACAAGCAAGUGGUCACUCUGUUCACCUCCUUUACCAGAGAGGUGACCCUGCUCCCGGCAACCACCUCCACCCAAGGGCCACAGAAGAACUCCUCCUUCCUCUAACCCCCUUUCCUUGGCCUCAAACCUCACGAUAAAACCUGCCUUGCUGUUUCCCAAUCGCUUUUGUAAAGGAAGUUGGGUGUAGAGCUCUUCUUUCUCCCUCCCUUCCUUUUUUCUUUCCUUCCUUCCUUUCUUCUUUCCUUCCUUCUUCCAUGCCUUUCUGUCUUUCCAAAUUCAUUGCUUUGUAAGAAACAUUCUCAGAUCACCUCCACUCCACUAGAAAUCCAACGCAGGCGAGACGGAGUCAAACACAGGCGGUGGGCGGGUGGCCUCAGCCGGCACCAUCUGGCACCUGCGAUUCAUCGCCACUUUCCAUCCGCCCAGAGGUCAGGGGGGCAGCAGGCAAAGGACACGCAGAGCUGGUGUGUCCCAGUUCCUCUGAAACUUUCAGCUGACCGCACCCUCCCCCGACAAACCUCUUUAAUCGUCCAUCAAGCUAGAAGAGUACAGUGACCUCUGCCUGGCUUUUGGAGUUUGCAAAAGAAGCAAGCAAUAAAAAGCAAGACCAGGUUCGCCGGUUUGCUUCCUUCACCUCCCAAGAGCAGCGCGCAGCGCGGCUGUGCGGCCGGAAGGGGCCGCUGUUUGCUCAGCGCAGCCGCCCCGCCGCUGCAGCCACCGCGGCCCGCACCUCCCACGGCCGGGCUGGUCCAGCCCCGCCAAGUUCCAACAGCCCCCCCUCGAGCGAGCGCCGGGAACGAGCACCGCCAGGGCUGGAGCGGACGGCUUUAGAAGAGCCUAGCUGCUGCGGGCGUCGGAGAGGCUCCUGGGAAACUCCCCACGGCCCAGGGACUUUCGAAAGCAGAGCGAGGAGCCCUCGCACGCGCUAGUCUGCGAGUGAGCGCUCAGCCCGGCACCUGUUCCUCCAGCGCCACCGCCUUCCCACCCUUCGGACCCGCGCCGCUCGCGGCGCCCGCUCUUUCCUGCGAUGAAUCCGGCCCUGGGCAACCAGACCGACGUGGCGGGCCUGUUGCUGGCCAACAGCAGUGAGGCGCUGGAGCGAGCCGUGCGCUGCUGCACACAGGCGUCCGUGGUGACCGACGACGGCUUCGCGGAGGGAGGCCCGGACGAGCGCAGCCUGUACAUAAUGCGCGUGGUGCAGAUCGCGGUCAUGUGCGUGCUCUCACUCACCGUGGUCUUCGGCAUCUUCUUCCUCGGCUGCAAUCUGCUCAUCAAGUCCGAGGGCAUGAUCAACUUCCUCGUGAAGGACCGGAGACCGUCUAAGGAAGUGGAGGCGGUGGUCGUGGGGCCCUACUGACCCGCCCUCUGCCCCCGCGGCAACCGCUCCCACGCCUGCCCACUUUGCCAGCCCGACUGUGCCCUUCACUAUCAGAGACUGGGCGAAGCAAACCUGUCGGAGUCAAUUAUUUCUCUCGACUUCGGCCUUUCGGAAAGAAGCGACCGGUUUCUCCUUCGCCCUCCGAAAGUCCUCAUUCCUGGCAGUCGGAGGAGAGCGCCCAGACUUCUGGACUCAGCAGAAAGUGGCAAGAAGAGGGCGAUCAGGGCGCAGAACUUUGGAAGCUGCUACUUACUUGGAAUGCCGGGAGACCGACGGGGCGAAGGCCCUUCCCCACCCGCAGGUGGGCCAAGCUCUGGGGGCAGAUGGAGAGGGCGGGCAGGGGAAAGACCCAGCGGCACUGAUCGCCUUGUGACCGGAAGAGUGACCUGUUAAAAGCCACGCAGCAGACUCAUGGGGUCUCACAAAUCCGUGUCCGGGUGCGCUCCCACUCUUCUGCUCCCCCUCUGCCCUGGAGGGGAGAGGCGAUAAAUACCUUUGAUUGUCACGUGCCGUUUUAAGAGGUUUUGUGUUUGUUUGCUUGAAUACAAAUGUUUGAUAAGUCUUUUUCUGCCCCAGUGGCCUGUUUGCCUGCCUGAGGAGUUAGUUUUGUCAUUGUGGGAGAAGGGGUGGGGGGAGGGGGAGCCUGCGAAUUUGAACGGGGUGAGUUGUUUCUUUUAGUGCAUUUCCCACUGGGUCUUUUGGGAGGUGUCUAGCGUUCCUGCUGGCCCUGGGACAAAGACCCAGAAUAGAACUCGUAGCUCGUGACUGCACGGUUUACGCCACAAAAGUGCUCUUGACAUCCGUGACACCGUUUUGACUUUUUGUUUUUUUCUUAUUUAACAUUUCCUUAAUAAAUGCAACAUUUAAGCCUUU
Messenger RNA from Pongo pygmaeus (Bornean orangutan), 2321 nucleotides. RefSeq names its product reprimo, TP53 dependent G2 arrest mediator homolog (gene RPRM). The coding region runs from base 1098 to 1427 and encodes 109 amino acids. Lineage: Eukaryota; Metazoa; Chordata; Mammalia; Primates; Hominidae. Gene Ontology annotation, cellular component: cytoplasm. The transcript has a single exon. Gene Ontology annotation, biological process: regulation of mitotic cell cycle. The record is from RefSeq and is a predicted model, not a curated record.